CUGGGUGGGGACUAGUCCCUGGGCUGCAGGCGCCGCUGCUACACACGCACAGCGCACAGCGCGCAGCGGCGGCCGCUCCGUGGCAGCUCCUACUACUGCUGGGCUGGGCCGGGCCGGGCUGGGCGGGCUCCGCGGGCUGCGCCGGGCUCCCCUGCACACAUCGGCUCCCCCGCAGGAGACCAGCCGCUCUCCGACGAGCCGCGGGCGCCCAGCCCAGAUCUGCCAGUGAGCCUCAGGCUUUGGGAACUCAAGAGUGUAUCUGAAAAGCCUACCCAGCAUUCCAAUGGCCAGCAACAACACCGCCAGCAUAGCACAAGCCAGGAAGCUGGUAGAACAGCUGAAGAUGGAGGCCAACAUCGAUAGGAUAAAGGUAUCCAAGGCGGCUGCAGACUUGAUGGCCUACUGUGAGGCCCAUGCCAAGGAAGACCCCCUGCUGACCCCCGUCCCGGCUUCAGAAAACCCAUUUAGGGAGAAGAAGUUUUUCUGCGCCAUCCUUUAAGCCUUCAUGAGGAGCCUGAAGAGCCGCCGGGCUCCUGGGACACUGAUGUAGAGUUCUUAGCAAAGUGGGCGCCUUUCUAGUCCACAGCAUUUAAAGAGAGGGAGGAGAACCAUCCUGGAAACUCCAGGCUAUGCAUGUUUAAAGAACUGGUCCCCUUUAUGAGAAUGAUCGCCAAACCACAUCCCAAGUUAAGAGAUCUGAUAUCUGCAGAACUGCCUGGAGGAGGGGAAUCUGUAAAGAUAAAAUCCGCGUCAUUUCUUUUCUGCUAUCCCUCCCCACACCUUAUGUUUCUGCUUCAUAUUUAAAAAAAAAAAAUCAAAACAGACAGCCGUACUGAGCUAAGAUGUGUAUGACCUUCUUGGAAUGAAUAUUGCCUUUAGCAUACCCUUUGAUAAGCUGAAUUGUCCAGUGUAGCCGCAGUUUGGUUUUAUGGCAUUGAUGUUUAGUCUUUGUGCCUUUUUCUUUUCUCCUUCCCCCGUACCUCUCCUUCCACCCCUUCCCAUUAGAGUAGUACAAAGAUAAGACUGGACUUGUCCGUAAGACUGAACUCCAAGGAUGAGAACCCAAACAUGUAGGGAGAUGCUCCCCGUGGUUUAUCCUCAUGGUAAUAACAACAAAAAAACGCCGGUUGUCUGUGUUCUCUUAUCACAAUUCCUAACAUUUGUACAUGAUAGCUUUGAUUCUGCAAGUAAAAGUAAAUCAUGUGUUGUGACUGGUGCUUUCAUAUAUUUGUGACAAUUUUUGAGUGAUACUGCAUGAAAAUGUCCCUAUGUUACAUCCAUUCAGAAGGUUUGUUGUUUCACUCUGAAGUUUGGAACAGGAACGCGAGAGGAGAAAAGCUGGAGAAGAAAAAUCUCAGUCUCUUGAAAACUGAGAUCACUUCAGCGCCUUAGCCAUGCCUAAAAUACCUCUGAGUUCACAGUGGCGUAUACGCCUCUUCGACGUAUUUUCCAGAAUCCAAAGCAGUUUGGUUGUGUCCAGGAUCCAGGACAGCACAGGAACCACUGAACAGGACAGGGAAGGAUUCAGCAUCAGUUGGGAGGUGCUUUUGUUAGAGUAAGGGCAAAUUUCAUCUUUCCCUGAAUUGUGGAAAUUCUAGAUUCAAGAACACUUUCUGUUUGUUCAAGUACCAGGAGAAAUAAACCUGGAUGGCUCCAGAGAAGACCCAUUCUCAGCAUCCUGGCUGUUCCCUGCCAGGGAGAAGGGGGCAGGUGCGGCCCCCUCAGCCAGCAACAUCAGAAAGGUUCUGGCUCUUUUUUGCCACUGAGAUGGUCUUUGCUUUUCACUCAGCAGAUUUUUCAGUAGAACCUUUUCUGGUUUUGUUUUCCAUCUUGUUUGUUAGAGUCUCUCAGUCUUUAUUUACAACUUCCUGGCAGCUAGAGCCCUCUUUUCCCAAGAGAUGAUCUUAAAAGUGAUUUUUCCUUACAGCUCUAGCCUUCAUCAGUAAUGGAAGGUCCUGGAAGCCUGCAUCACUUUUUUUUUCUGUGCCAUUCCCAGGCAAAAGAGGACCUCUCUUACAUCUCGCUGUUUACUUUGAUGUCACGAAAACCAUUUCCAAAUUCAUUCUAUUCUCUUUCCAUUCUCUUCCUUCUGUUAAAAAAAAAAAAAAGGAAGGAAAAAAGAUGUAAAAGCUUAAUAUGCCAAGGACAGGUUUUGAGAGAGUAAAUAUUUUCCUUAGCUCCUUUUAUGGGCAUGAUGGCAAAAGAAUAAGUACAUCCAAUUAAAGCUCACGCCUGGGGCCAGGAAAAGGGACUGCUGAAACAUUUGCAAAAGGUAUUAAUGUACUUCUGUAACCAGAUACUGCUGUUCAAACCUUGGGGUGUUGUUACAAUCAGUGAGACACUAAUGCAGAUACAGUGGGAAGACCUUGGCAGAGUAGUUGUUAAACUACAUACCAUAUUGUACCAUUAGCUUAGUAUUACCGUGGAAUCAACUAAAACCGUAUCACAUUUUUAAAAUUAGUCAAAACAUGCAUUGGCCAUGUAGUCACACAAAAACAACUGUAAAUGAAGCACCUUUUGGUGGUGAUUAAGGUGUCAUUGCGAGACCCCAAGGAUUUUCAUAAUCCACAUCAUUGAUGUUUCUUAGAGGGGCUCUUUAUGUUUUUAUGUGAAUCUAGAUCUUUGGAGCAGUUAAGAUGGAACUAAAACUUGAAGGAUGCACCAUAAUACGGCUCUGGUAAUUAGAAAAGUUAAGGCAGUUCCAAAGUGCGUGCGACCUUGUUUACAAAAGAAGAGAGAAGGCAGAGAACACACAGCCCAUCUGAAAUUACGUUUAAGGAAAAUGUUUUGGCUUUGUCGUACUUUCAUGUCCUAUCGUAUGGAAUUAUACUGCCAGAGUCUUUAUAUGCGUUUUUGCUUAUUGGUAUUUUUACUUGUUAAGGGGAAAAGAAAUCUUUUGAUGACUUAUACCUCUAAAGAGCUUUAAUUCUGUUAGAAGUUCACCGAUCAUUUCCACCAGCAUGACUUUAUCUUAAGGAAUAACCAAUAGGAAAACUUAAUUAUUCAAGGCCCUAAUAUCUGCAUAUAAUGUAUUGGAUAGUAAUGAGAAUCUGCCAUGCAGUUAAACAGUAACAAUAACCCUCAUAUUUAGGGGAAAAAAUAUCUUGUAUCAUCCUCAAUAUUCCAAUUUCUUUUUUUUUUUCGAUUUUAAACCAAGUACUAUUUAAUUUUAAUUAGAGGUUGCAAAAAAGUACUUUGAUCUGAGGGUAAUUUUAAUAAUAAUAUUUGAAAGAGAUUGCUUACCAAGGAGAAAUUAAAUCAAUUUAUCCAUAUACUCCUAUUCACAAAUGGGAAUUGAGGAAAUCAAGCAUGCUGUCUUAGAGUUUUGUAUUUUUUUUUAAUAUUUGCUUUAAGCUGCUCCUGGCAAAGGUGAAUUGUUACAUAUACAUUAAUAUAUUCCCAACCCAAGAAUGGUUCACAUUUUUCCUAUAUAAGAUCUAUGGAGUGUGUCUUUCAAAGAGAGGAAAAUACAGAAAUGUUAAAGAAGGAAAACCUGAAUGUGAUGUGCACAUUUUCAUCCCACAUGGACAAUGUAUUUGUUUUAAUAAAUGGAAUUUUCAAAUUCA
This is a messenger RNA of Prionailurus viverrinus (fishing cat), 3566 nucleotides long. RefSeq names its product G protein subunit gamma 2 (gene GNG2). Gene Ontology annotation, molecular function: G-protein beta-subunit binding. The record is from RefSeq and is a predicted model, not a curated record. The coding region runs from base 284 to 499 and encodes 71 amino acids. Gene Ontology annotation, cellular component: heterotrimeric G-protein complex. Gene Ontology annotation, biological process: G protein-coupled receptor signaling pathway. NCBI's taxonomy places the organism in Eukaryota, Metazoa, Chordata, Mammalia, Carnivora, Felidae. The transcript is spliced from 4 exons.